Messenger RNA from Lactuca saligna, 840 nucleotides. Lineage: Eukaryota; Viridiplantae; Streptophyta; Magnoliopsida; Asterales; Asteraceae. The record is from the annotation of a GenBank genome assembly.
AUGCCUGAUCAUGGAGUUCAAUUCCCGUCAGAAGGCGUUUCCCGAUAUCGGUCUGCUGCUGUGGAUGCUGUUCUCGAGGAGGAUAUCGGUGGCAGUACUAUUCGUCAGCGUUUCCGUUGGAAACACAACAUCGAUCCUCUGCUCGCUAAGUCACCCAUUGUUAUUGAGAUUGCUGAUGGUGAUGAUCUACAAUCAAUAGAGAUGGUGGGUUUGCAUCGGUUGGGAGAACCAGGGGUUUUGGGCACUCGCUCCAUCCCGCCCUCGGUUUCAGGUGAUGCCCUAUCGACGUAUGCCACUACUCAGGUUGCUCCUUACUUGGUGGCAGCUGUUGGUCAUCUUUGUUACGUAGGGUCCAAUUUAGUAGAUUUGGUUGCUGUUAAAUCAAAGCAUGACGAGCUUGUGGAGAAGGUUUGGCUUCUCAAAGAGGAGCGACACAAGUUUGAUGAAUGCUACCUCAUGCUGUCUGGGGAGAAGACUAUUGUAGAAGCUCAGGUGGCGACUCUGCAUGGGGAGUUCGCCACUGAGGUCUCGAGGAGGAAAGUCUUGGAGGCUGAUUUAGCUUGGGUUCUUCAGAAGAGUGUGGUUCGUGUGGUGGACCGUGUUGUCGAGAGUAGUAAGUUCAUGAUUUGGAAUUUUUAUAUGAAGGCCACAUGUGUGGCUACUGCACGGUCUGUCGAUGCAAUGCAUGUUGCCAUCAUGGAUUUUUACGAGAUGGACUUCGCGUGCUAUCUCUUUUUGGGAGAGCUCAUCCUUGCUGAUCUUCACCAAUUAUGUUUUGAAGAGGAGGAACUCGUUUUAGACGGUGGCGUUGAUGGUGUUGCUUCGACUCAACCUCGCUAG